Messenger RNA from Aphanomyces invadans, 975 nucleotides. RefSeq lists its product as hypothetical. The record is from RefSeq and is a predicted model, not a curated record. Lineage: Eukaryota; Oomycota; Saprolegniomycetes; Saprolegniales; Verrucalvaceae. The transcript has 2 exons. The coding region runs from base 1 to 975 and encodes 324 amino acids.
AUGAGCACCACAACGCCGAACUCUGUGGCUUCUCGCCCGAUCCUGUCUGUCACGAACCACCUUCGUGGCAUCGACAACUUUGACGAGUGGCACUUCGAGUUGACCACGAUCGUCCUGCAAGGCGAAGGACUUACCGCCCAGGCGACGAAGUGCGCCGACGUCGAAGUCGUUUGGUCCAUGAAAGGACUCCGUCGGGCACUUCGAGUCCUUGACGGCGACGUCAAGAAGCUUCGCGCGCAUCAAGAGGAGGUAGUGUCUCGACCUUCGGACGCGUCUCCUCUACCUCCUCCGACACUCGAUGCACUCCCUGUUGCAUUGUCCUCGCCAGUGGCGGAGUACCUGGCGGAGCAUCGCUCUACUGUACUCGCCACGGCUCGAGCAGCAAAGGGACAGAUGGACCAGAUGGUCCGCACCGAGCUCGCCGACGUCGAGCGCUCGUGUGCGUUGGUUUACGCCUCGCUCUCCGACUCUGUUCGUCGAGAUGCGGCUGCGGCGAACCUGAACAAGUGUGCGCAUUGCGUUAUCACUUGGCUCCGCAGCAAGUUUUGCAGCGAAGAGCAAAAGCAUGCGUCGGCGGUGACUGUCUACACCAAGUUCCAUACCUUCAAGUUCGAGAGACACGUCUCACUUGAGGUGAACCUUGGCAUGUUUGACAAGCUUCGACAUAGUGUCGAAAAGCUGGACGGUGGUCGAACCCUUAGCGACUCCCACCUCUCGUCUGCCCUACUAGCGUCGUUGCCUCCGUGCAUCACGCCGGACCUACACGUAUGGCGCGGAGCUCGUCCGAGCAUUCCGUACGCCGAGUUGCGAACCCUUCUGGCGCAACACUGGCACGACCUAACCUUGCGACUCGACUCGAACGUCGGCGCUUCAACUUGGUGGAUCGAACCAUCCUCCGCCAACCGACAGCGGGUACGGCAACCCGUUCCGCCGCGCCCAACGCGAAGCGGAACGCGCCACUCGUGGCACUUGUGA